AUGGGAUGUGUUGGAUCUUCGGUAAAAGACCAAGUAGUUGCAGAAAAACCUUUGCUCUUAUCACCAGGCUUCAAAUCAUCCGCAUUUUCAAUAGUCUCUACAUCUGAAGUUAAUCAUUGCCAAAUGAUUUACCAAUCUUUACUCUCAGAUGUACAUGAAAUAAAGUAUCCUAUAACAGAUAUCUUAGCAUUGAGUUUGGACAGAUUCUCAAUACCAAUAAUUUUAUCAUUUUACGAUCAAAAUCCAGAAAUGAAAGAAAUAUUAUUUCCGUUACUAUCAAUUCAUGCAAAAAACGCAUUUAGAAUUGCUGCAACAUCUACUAUACAGUUACUUCAGCCAGAAUAUCUUGAAAAAUCUGAUAAUAGCAAAUUAAUUAAAAAUUUAUUCAAAAUUUUCAAUAGAAAAAAUAACAUAACAACAUCGAUAAUCAUAUCUAAAGAGUCAAAUAUGCUUAGUACUCAACUUAAAAAGCUAAAAAUCGAAAAUGAAAUUGGAAAUGUUGAUUCUGACUUUAAUUUUUAUUCUACAAUGAUUAUUUCAACAGACAUAGAAUAUACAGACGAAUUAGAUUCUAAGAUACACGAUUUUAUCUUCUCAGGAGGAUCAGUGAUCGUUAUUUUUAAUAAAGAAUUUAAUAAUUGGAACAAAUUCCUUCAAAAACACAGUCUUCUAUUUGAAAGAUACGAACCAAUAGCUAAUAAUAACAAUCUAAAAGUCAUUUUACCAAAAUCUUUCGCAGAUGUUUCAUCUUAUAAUUUAAUUUCUUUCUUUUACACUUUGCAGCAUCAUUUAUCUAAAGAAGACACAAAUAUCAAUAUUAUUGAUGAUAUUCUCACACAAAUAAGGAUCCAUAUUAAAGAUUUAACAGAUAUUGACAAAUUAACACAGAUUUAUAAUCCUUUGUAUGAUUACAUCCAAGAAAACCAAACUAUUUCAUCAAAUUAUUGUAUGAUCCUUCUUGAUGACAUUUCGCAGCGACUUCCAUACAAAUUUCACAAAGAUUUAGUUCCAAGUGUUGAAUGUCCAUUACAUGAAUUCAAAACACAAAUCAAAACAAAAGCAAAUGAAUGGACAUUCCUUAACAUAUUUUUACCACCAAAAACUAUUUCUAGUUUUAUAUGUUCCGAUGACUCUGUUUUUCUUCAAGUUGGUUGUCAUACAGACAAUCUUAUUUCCUGUCAAUGUCCAUGGAAUCGAUAUCCUAAUAUUGUUAAACGAUUUCAAUCAGGUGAAAUCUAUUCAGAUUAUGGUGGUUUUUUAUUUUUGAUCUCAGACAAAUCCACCACUGUUGAUAUUACUCUUAGCAAUGUUGCAGACAUCGAAUACAGUCCAUUUAAAAUCAUUGAUUUAGAACUCUUUUAUUUCAUCAUUCCAUCUGAUACUGUCAUUGAACAUAAUGAAUCAGACAUCAUUUCAUUCUAUCAAAAAAUUAAUCAUGAAAUCGAAACAAUGAUUCCAUUUCAACUCGAUUUCAAACCCAUCAUUGUAUUUGACAUCACAGAUGGUGAUAUUUAUAACGACAUAUAUCCUAUAUCUAUUCAUUAUGACAAUUUAUCUAGUUUAAUUAAUCCGAUGAAUCCAUCAGAUGAACUUAAGAAUUUCAUCUCUCGAUUAAUUCGACUUCGAUUAGGACAUUUUGAAAUCAAAAUUGACAUUGAAGACAUCAUUUGCAACAUGUCAUCACAGUGCAUCAUGAAACGUAUUUUCAAUAGUAAUUCAUCUGAUCAAUAUUUAGAGGGUCUUAACAUUGCAUUAGACUAUUUCAUCAACCGAUUUGGAUUUUCAAUUUUCUCACAAUCCAUUGUUAAAUUUGUUUCCAUCAACAAUGGUUCUAUCCAAGAAUUUAUCAAAGAAAUCUGUUUCUCAUGUGGUCAUAACAUCUCUCCUCUAUUUAGUAACUACAUCAAAUUUGGUGAUGACAUUUCAAAAUCAUUACAAUCAUUACCUCCUUAG
This is a messenger RNA of Trichomonas vaginalis G3, 1953 nucleotides long. Its product is annotated as experimental autoimmune prostatitis antigen 2-related family. The record is from RefSeq and is a predicted model, not a curated record. The transcript has a single exon. Bases 1 to 1953 code for a protein of 650 amino acids. NCBI's taxonomy places the organism in Eukaryota, Parabasalia, Trichomonadida, Trichomonadidae.